UAAUACUGAGGAUAGCUGAGUCAGCGUUUUCUCCAAGCUCCUCCUUUUCCUGUUCUUAAAAGGCCGGCUUUGUGUGGGCUUUGAAGAGCAUUCCAACAUUACAUGUUAUCGGUUGACUGAUUUAUCCAAACUACUGUGGAGGAUUGGCUUAAACGAAAGAACAAAGUUGUUUUUGUUUUUUUUUUGUAUCCAUCCUUUUAAGCGAUUUCAGUUUUAUUUUAUCAGAGGCAGUAAGAUCAUAAAAGUGGUCCCUACAUUGACCUUUGAUGGUGACUGUUACCCAAUGUUCGUUCUUAGUUGAGGAAAAGGUGGAUGACUAGCAAGUUGGCUGAUAAAUUCUGACUUGGGAGAAACACGAGCUGAUGCAUCUGCUUCCAAUUUAUUUCCUACAUACACAAAGUAAAGAUGGUAUCGUAUCUAGAAAAAUUGAAUCUAUAGAGGUCAAAUAACCCGGAUGAUCAUCAACCUAUUGUUCAACUGGAAGAUGAUACCACAAGAGCACGUAUUGUUUUACCGAGCAUAAUUUUGCCUUUCAUCACCGGGACUUAGUGUAUUGUUAUCUGCAGCGAUCGUCAGACCGUCAUCGAUUCGGCGUUAGGACGAUGAAGCUCUUUACGUUAUUUCAUGUGAUUAUGUUAGGUUUGUCGGUUGUACCUCUUGCAGAGUCGUGUGGAAGUCGGCUGACAUUACAUACCAGUUCAUUUCAUGCAAAGCCUUCCCAGAAGACAACAGAGACCAACAUAGCGGAGAGUGAUUUGACGAUUGUUCAACGACAGGAUGAUCCCCUGUUGUCGAAUAUCACGAGAGAUGGUGUCCUUCGAGGAAUAAAAGAAUGCCAAAAGCUGUUUGAAAACGAGAUCUGGAACUGUCCAUUGGAGAUGUUUAAAAUGCUUUCCUUCUUUAACAACUUAACAUAUCCCUAUGCUACUCGUGAGUCUGCUUUUAUGUAUGCCAUAACCGCUGCCGCUAUUACCCACGAACUCACUCGUCAGUGCACAUUGGGAAGAAUCCCCGGAUGUGGAUGUGGAACUGGAAGUGGGUGUGGCGAAAACGUCGCGUUCGGACGAAAGGAGGCUAUGCGUUUUUUUAAAAUACUGCGAAAAGGUAGUUUUCCACUGGAUACUUUGACAACUGUUAACCUUCACAACUACUAUGUAGGAGCAGAGAUUGUCCGAGAAAGCUCGCAACUGAGAGGAAGAUGUGAUGGCCCAUUUUCUUUCAACUCCGAUCCCUGCCUAAUCAGAACAAUGUGGAGGGUAUUGGCGCCAUUUGAAGUUGUUUCCUCAAAGCUAAAAGAAAAAUACGACAUGGCUUUGCGGGUGUCCUUCAUAAACAACAGACUUCGGUCGUUGGGCCCAGCUUUCCCAAUCAAACAAAGUCUUGUGUAUCUCGACGACUCCCCAAGAUACUUCGUGCGAAAUGACAGCAUAGGCUCUACUGGAAUGCUGGGAAGGUCGUGCAGGAGAGAUGUAAGCGAUGACAAGUACAAGUGUGAGUUAUUCACCGCCAUCUGUAACUCUUGUGGACUGAACCCAAUAACAGUGGAGCAUUACAAGCGGGUUAAAUGUAAAUGUAAGUUUACUUGGUGCUGCAGGGUUGAAUGUGAGACAUGCACUGAGAAGUCUUAUACUGAAAUAAAGUGUUCCCAAUGAGCGGCUGCUGUACUGUAUCUUAUCACCGGGGUGGGGUGAGUGGGAGGGGGAGUGCAAAGAGGAUUUUCGGUGGGAUCACUAGGUUUUCAGAGGAAACAGAGAGGGGUCAGUCGUCACCAACAUCGCCAACAAUUCCAGUCACGAGCCUGCGGUAGGCAGGCGGUUUCAUAACAAAAUGUCUGUAAACAUGGCUGCCGAUUUUAUAGAGAAAUGUAUGGAAGGCACGUAAAAAUUGUAAAUAUUCGCAAUCAUGAAAUAUUCUUUCAAUUUGCCGGACCGGGAUAUUGAUACUACAAGUAAAAACAAUCUGUUAAAAAAUAAACAACAAUAAAACGA
Molecule: messenger RNA, 1988 nt
Organism: Stylophora pistillata
Lineage: Eukaryota; Metazoa; Cnidaria; Anthozoa; Scleractinia; Pocilloporidae
Product: protein Wnt-5a
Biological process (GO): cell fate commitment; neuron differentiation; canonical Wnt signaling pathway
Cellular component (GO): extracellular region
Molecular function (GO): frizzled binding; cytokine activity
Source: RefSeq, a predicted model, not a curated record